UGACAGCGCAGAGUGGUGACGCGAUCCAGAAGGGAGGCUGGGUUGUUGCAUUGGAUCCGCACGCCAAGGUUGUCUUUGGUCGGGUGAUCGAGCUUCUCCACUCGCCAGUCGCAAUCGUCACAAUUGAGUGCUUUGUGAUGGGUGAGAAGCGACAUCCAGACUUCAAGUGGCCAGUCUUACGCCGUCCAACUGGCCAGGAGAUAGUUGCAGGAGCGAAGAACUUCUGGGUCCUGGAGGGAAGUGCCGUUCAACUUGCGAUUUCCGUUCAACAUGACUGUCGAAGGGGGGGCUGCGAACCGAACAUCGUUCGCAAGGAGAAGCAAGAACGUGAAGAGACGAACCAGAUUACCAAGUUAAUCCAGCACUCUGACGAUGACCGCUUCAUCCUCAAUCUCUCCGCCUGUCAUAACCAUGUACAACUGUGCCGCAUCCUGCCUCCAGAGAUGACCAUGCUUGAACCACUCCAUCCGGAUCGAAAAUCGUUCCAUACCCUGAUGUCAUCGCAAGCCCAAUCGAUCAAGACGAAAAAACGAAAAAGGACAGCCGAGAAACGACGAGCUACAGCGGCAGCCAAGCGCGAAGAUGCAGAUAGGGCGGAGGUAGAGGCAGGAAGGGCUGAGAAAGUAAUCGAUGAAGAGGCAGACGGGGCGGCAGAUAGUGACCUAGAGGGUUCAGACGCUGGAGGAUCGCCUGGGAUGGAGACAGAAGAACUGGCAUUUGUGUCUGUCGACUUGGAUGAGCGACCGCGAAAAUGGCGCAAGGCAGCCAUGUGACUUGAUGGAUGGAUGGAUCACCGGAUGUGAUGUCUCCGCUGGAUGUAC
Messenger RNA from Mycena citricolor, 821 nucleotides. The record is from the annotation of a GenBank genome assembly. NCBI's taxonomy places the organism in Eukaryota, Fungi, Basidiomycota, Agaricomycetes, Agaricales, Mycenaceae.